This is a messenger RNA of Asterias rubens (European starfish), 1328 nucleotides long. RefSeq lists its product as uncharacterized. Bases 1 to 1047 code for a protein of 348 amino acids. NCBI's taxonomy places the organism in Eukaryota, Metazoa, Echinodermata, Asteroidea, Forcipulatida, Asteriidae. The record is from RefSeq and is a predicted model, not a curated record. The transcript has a single exon.
AUGACUUUUGGUAUGAACUUCAAAACCACACCAGUGUUUCUGUCUAGUAAAACUAACCACUCUGACAAAGUGACGGAAGAAGAGAAACCUAGCAGUGAGAGGUUAAGGUGCACUAGGAGGUCAGCACGCUUACCUCAGAUACGCGUGGAGGAAUGUGGUCUAACUGUGGAUGUGAGACAAAAACAAAAUGGACGCAAACAACAAACCGGCAGAGAACUUCAAACUGACAUUAGUACAAAAACUUCCUCGUUAAGAAAAGGGGACAAGAACAAGGAUGUUGAGUCACAGAAUACACAUCACAGAGAUCGUUGGAUGUUAGAUGCCAAUGAUGCUUCGAAUGGACAGUCUGUUGACGAAGAUAAAGAGAUAUCUACAGAGUUUGUAGAUUCUCUACGCAUUGGGAAAGUUGGUAGGAAUACCUCAAAUCGUGGUCAGGCUCUACUCAGCUCCAUGGAACCCAGACCAGUUCCAAAGAUGCGUUAUUCAAACGGUGCACCAAUCAACUCUAGCAUUGCAGAUGCCGUGAAUACCUUCCGGUCACACCGAGCAGUAAACAUGGGGGCUGUCUCGUCUAGAGAACGGGUCAUCAUCCGCCGGUUGGCCGUCAAGAGAUCAGAGACCACCGUGCCACAAGAACCAACUUCUACUGAGAGGAGAAACCAACGUUUGAAUGAUCGUCUUCACCGAUCGUCUUGGAGAGACAGACGGCAUCACAGUCUUGAAGACACCUGGAGGAGAAAACACAAACGCAGUGGCUCAACACGUAGCGAUGAGUUUGAUUUUGAGCUGACUUACAAUACAUCCGAAGACAUUAUUCGAGAAUUACGUAGCAGAUCAGGUGCCGAUGUAACGGCCGGGGACAUCUUAGAUAAAUCGAGCCGAAGCACGCCCGGUGAAGGCAGCGGGCGUAGCGCUCAAUCUGACGGCAUGAGUACGGUGCAUAGUGUAGACUGCCCGAUGUGUCUCGGUUAUGAACCAUCCAUGUACGGACAUAUUUGCCCGCCGAAUACUCCUCACGACAUGACAACAUACGACGAGGAUAUUUGACAUUAACAAUCACCCAAAGAGGCACUUUAAGAACAUUACUGUAGCCUACACAUUACCCAACCGAAAGUAGAAUUUUUUUUACAAGUUGACACACUUCCAGUGAAAUGUGCCAACAUCAAAUACAUCCAAUGAUGUUACAUUUCAAACACAUUCGUCUGUGCAUUCAUGUAAAUUUUGUUGUUCAUUCAUAACUUUGUAUGAUGUUCACAUGCCUAGAAUUUGAUCUUUGAAAGGACUACGCCAUUUCCUAUAAUAAUAAUAAUAUCCACCCUGCUGGGUGU